AAUUAUCCUAACUCAGUAUAAAACGCAGUUAAACUUCGACACAAUAAUUUACUGGACCAAAUCAAUUAAGUAACAAGUACUCGAGUCUAGAUGAUCUUGUCUCAGUGCACGUUGAAGCUUUUCGGAUAGGUUAGCUCGCUAGCUGCUAACAAAGAGACUCGUUUGCAACUGAGCGGAGAUCAAAUGCGAGUGUCAAGUGUUGGGAUUACCGCGUGAAAAUGUGUGCAAAGCUUGUGAAAGAAGGAUGCGACGAGGAACUGGACGCUGUUUUCAAGAAGUCUCAAAAUGUCUUACACAAUGCAGGUUUGUUCAUAUCGGACAGACGGAUAUAUACUUUAAUCGACAGUACAAAAUAUCUUCAUCCUGAGCAGCAGGAAUGGAGCUUCGGGGUGGAGCAGCAGGGGCCAGGGCCCCCUCACAAUGACGUGGAAGACGCACCAGAGACCCUGGCUAUUAAACAGGAGGAGCAGGAGACUGAUAUUGCCAAGUUUCCAUUGAUUGUUGUGAUUGUGAAGAGUGAAGAUGAUGACAAAGGAGAUGUCAGUGAAGAACUUCAUUUUGUACAGCAGGACUGGAACUUCAGGGUGGAGCAGCAGGAGCCCCAACACAUGAAAGACAAAGAGAAACCAGAGCUCCCCCACAUUAAAUUGGAAGAACAGGAAGAGGACAUGAAGUUGUUAUUGACUCUUGUCCCUGUAAAAAUUCAAGAUGAGGAAGUCAAAGGUCAGAGUGAAGAGAACAGAGGGACAGAGCCUCUGAGCAGCAGUUCAAGUCAACACAUGACAACAGAAUCUGAUGGAGACCACUGGAGAGGAUCACAAGCAAACGGCCUCUUCGCGCCACUUUCAGAUUGUGACAACAUAAUGUCACGCUCUUCUGACACUGAUGAUGAACACUCUAAAGGUGACAUGACAUGUCACACUGACAACAAACGUGUGAAAUGUUCUCAAUGUGACAAAACAUUUUUCAAUAAGUCAUCGUUGAAAAGACACAUGAGAACACACACUGGAGAGAAACCGUACAGGUGCUCCGAUUGUGGUAAAAGAUUCAGUCAGAAGGCAGAUUUAAAUAUACAUAUUGGGGGUAAACGUUUUGCCUGCUCAUUUUGCCCUUUAAGUUUCAGUAAGCGUUGUAAUUUAAUAACACACACAAGAACACACACUGGAGAGAAACCUUUUGCCUGUUCAGACUGCUCCUUAAGUUUCAGUGUACGUUCAGCAUUGGCUCAGCACAUGAAAACACACACUGGGGAGAAACCUUUUUCCUGCUCAGUUUGUGGAAAAAGAUUCACACAAAGUAGCAAUUUGACAACACACAUAAGAAGUCACACUGGUGAGAAACCAUUUAGUUGCAGUGUGUGUGAUAAACAAUUCACUUAUAAGUAUCAGAUGAACAAACACAAGUGUGCUGGUGAGAAGAGAAUCAAUAAAUGAAGCUGCAAAAGUAAGUUAAGGACUA
Phycodurus eques (leafy seadragon) is the source of this 1458-nucleotide messenger RNA. Its product is annotated as zinc finger protein 771-like. Lineage: Eukaryota; Metazoa; Chordata; Actinopteri; Syngnathiformes; Syngnathidae. Bases 219 to 1433 code for a protein of 404 amino acids. The record is from RefSeq and is a predicted model, not a curated record. The transcript has 3 exons. Gene Ontology annotation, molecular function: RNA polymerase II cis-regulatory region sequence-specific DNA binding; DNA-binding transcription activator activity, RNA polymerase II-specific. Gene Ontology annotation, cellular component: nucleus. Gene Ontology annotation, biological process: regulation of transcription by RNA polymerase II.